Molecule: messenger RNA, 888 nt
Organism: Rhizoctonia solani
Lineage: Eukaryota; Fungi; Basidiomycota; Agaricomycetes; Cantharellales; Ceratobasidiaceae
Product: pre-mRNA-splicing factor ISY1
Exons: 7
Coding region: 1-888 (295 amino acids)
Biological process (GO): mRNA 3'-splice site recognition; generation of catalytic spliceosome for second transesterification step
Cellular component (GO): post-spliceosomal complex; Prp19 complex; post-mRNA release spliceosomal complex
Source: RefSeq, a predicted model, not a curated record
AUGGCACGUAAUGAGGAGAAGGCACAGUCUAUGUUAUACCGCUUCCGUGAGGCGCAAGCCGCCGAGUUGGGCCUGGCGCAAAAGGGGGACAAACGACCUCGAAUGGCUAGCGCGUGUAAAAGCUUGCGCGACUGCGAGCGCUGGCGUGGAGAGAUUCUCCGAGAGAUUUCCCGCAAGGUCUCUAAGAUACAGGAUGCCGGUCUAACUGACUACGAGGUACGAGACCUGAACGAUGAGAUCAACAAAUUAAUGCGAGAAAAACGACACUGGGAAAACCAAAUAGUUGCGCUUGGAGGUGCGAACUACCGGCGGAAUGUGCCAAUGUUGGAUGAGGACGGAAAGGAAGUUCCUGGUACACGUGGUUACAAGUAUUUUGGGCGUGCAAAGGAGCUUCCAGGUGUAAAGGAGCUUUUCCAGAAAAACACCGAGAAAGAGGACGAGGAAAACCGUGUGCUUGCACAUUACAAAAAGUUCCUCGAUCAGGGGCCUGCAUACUUUGGUGACCAUGACGAAGAUGAUGAAGAGCUGUUACAAUAUGAGAUUGAAUCCGAGAGAGCAGAGUGGGAAAGUGCUUAUCAGAACCUCAAGACCUCCCUUGAACUUCCCGACGACUCACAAGCCCCCAAGAUUCCUCGCCCAGACCCCAUCCCAUUGUCAAAAAUAAUGGCGCAACUAUCUCAGACGGGCGGUGAUACUGCAAUGACGGAGGGCGACGGCAACAAUACAGACUCCACAAGUAUUAUUCACCCCCCUAUGCUGUCGGUGCUGUCCCCCGCAGAUCUUCAACACCCCAAAAUGCCGAGUAAAGAAGAAAUGGAAGGAGUAUUACUCGCCCUGCGCAAAAGGGCCUUGUUGGAGCAGUACCUUGGUGACGAAACGCCUGCAUAA